Molecule: messenger RNA, 1966 nt
Organism: Thermothielavioides terrestris NRRL 8126
Lineage: Eukaryota; Fungi; Ascomycota; Sordariomycetes; Sordariales; Chaetomiaceae
Exons: 1
Coding region: 90-1823 (577 amino acids)
Biological process (GO): regulation of DNA double-strand break processing
Cellular component (GO): nucleus; site of double-strand break
Molecular function (GO): protein binding
Source: RefSeq, a predicted model, not a curated record
GCUGAUCGCUACCAACAACCUGAGGCGACUGAUGAACCUGGCAAGUCCAUUUCCAAAGGCUGGUCUAACCAGCGCAUCCCACGGCCAACAUGAGCGACAGUGACAGCGACGACUACCAGAUUGAGGAGCCAGUCCUCGCUGAGGAUGACCCCAUGCGGGGCUUCGUGCCCACAUCGUUCGGCAAGACAUCAAAGGAGGCGAACAUCGCAGCACAGAUCGAGCAGACCCGGAGACAGGUCGAGAAGCCCGUAUCGCAGAAGCAGGGAAAGGAGAAGGCCGCUUCUAGCGACAGCGACAGCGACGACGACUCUGACGGCUCGGAUUCAGACGACGAGGAUGAGGCCGAGAGAUUUCCAGUCACCCACGAGAUUGUGCUCAAGACGCACGAACGCGCCGUCACCAGCAUCGCCCUGGACCCUGCUGGCGCGCGCAUGCUCAGCGGCUCUCUCGACGGCACUGUCAAUUUCCACGACUUCGCGUCCAUGACGCCGACAACUCUGAGGGCCUUCAAGAGCAUCGAUCCUUGGGAGACCAAGAAGUCAGCGGCGACGGAUUCCCAUCCGAUCCAACACGUCGAGUUCAGCCGGCACUCGGGCAGUGUCUUCCUCUGCGUCACUGCCCACCCGCAGGCGAAGAUCAUGUCGAGGGAUGGCGCCAUCGUGACCGAGUUUGUCAAGGGCGACAUGUACCUGCGGGACAUGAACAACACGAAGGGCCACGUCGGCGAAAUCACCACGGGCACGUGGCAUCCCACGGACCCGAACCUCUGCGUCACGGCGGGAUCCGACAGCACGCUGAGGAUAUGGGACAUCAACAACAAGAGAAGCCAGAAGGAGAUCAUCGUGUUCAAGUCCAAAGCCGCGGGCUCGGCGGGACGCACAAGGAUGACGGCGGUCGCGUGGGGCGAGUCGCCACAGGGGAGCAGCCCGGUCAUGGUGGCUGCCGCCCUGGAUGGGUCGCUGGUCAUGUACAGCGGCAAUGGUCCCUUCACGAGGCCUGCGGCGGAGAUCAAGGACGCGCAUGGGCCCAAUACCUGGACCGGGGGCAUCGACAUCAGCCGGGACGGCCGGAUGGUGGUGACCCGCGGCGGUGACGGCUUGGUCAAGCUUUGGGACACGCGCAAGUUCAAGCAACCGCUCGUCAAGGUCGAGCACGCUUCCACCUCGGACCGGUACCCGAUGACGAAUAUUAAGUACUCGCCCGACUCCCGCUUCAUCAUCACCGGGUCUGCGUCCGGUCACCUCCACAUCCUCAACCCGGCCAACCUCCGGCCCGAGCACGUCACACCCAUCACCCCGGGGAUACCGCUCAUCGCCGUCGACUGGCACCCCAAGCUCAACCAGAUCCUCACGGGCUCCGCCAACGCCGAAACGCACGUCCUCUACAACCCAUCCCUGUCCACGCGCGGCGCGCUCGAGGUCAUGUCGCGGGCGCCGAAGAAGCGGCACAUCGACGACGACCCGUCACUGACCAUGGACCAGAGCGGCCUGGGGCUGUCGGGCGACGCGAUCGUGGCGCCCGGCGCCCUCGGCGGGCAGAAGCGCGGCGGCAGGUCGCGGGCCACCCCGCGCGGGCCGCAGGCGCAGCAGAUCACGCCCUUCAUGCGCAGCCAGCCGGACGAGAAGCACAUCUCGGAGAACAUCCCGCUCAGCCGCAUGCUGCACGAGGACCCGCGCGAGGCGCUGCUGCGCUACGCCGACGUCGCGAAGAAGGAUCCCGUGUUCACCAGCGCGUGGGCCAAGACCCAGCCGGUCACGCAGUACGCCGAGCUGAGUGACGAGGAGGCCGAGGAGGGGCCGGAUAAGAAGAAGGUUAAACGGUGAUGCGAAGCUGGGGCGUUAUAUAUAUGUAUGCGGCUGAAAAAUAAAUAGGAGGGGGACAAAAGUCGUCCAUCUGACGGUCUUCUGGAGAUCUGCUGGGUGCUCAAGGAAGCAUUGGGAUUUUAGACGGAGUAUAGUAUGCAUGA